This is a messenger RNA of Lachancea dasiensis, 597 nucleotides long. Lineage: Eukaryota; Fungi; Ascomycota; Saccharomycetes; Saccharomycetales; Saccharomycetaceae. The record is from the annotation of a GenBank genome assembly.
AUGAGUAAACAAGAGCCUCUAGGAAAUGAGGACUUUGACGUGGAUGAGGAAAUGAAUGAGUUUGACGACAACGAAGAAGCACCUAUUGACAAUGCAACCUUAUUCCCAGAACACGAGCAGACACAAGAUGAAGAGCCGAGGCUAGAAAACGGAACGGGAAACCUCUUUGAAAUCCCAGAAUUCACACGUAAAGAUAAGACGUUGAAUGAAAUUCUUGAAAUGAUGGAAGAUAAUCCUCCCAUAAUUCCAGAUGCAGUCAUUGAUUACUAUCUAACAAGGAACGGAUUUGAUUGUGCAGAUGUGAGAGUGAAAAGACUGCUGGCAUUGGCGACUCAAAAAUUUGUAAGUGACAUUGCUACUGAUGCAUAUGAAUACUCUCGAAUUCGCUCUGCUAUCACCGUCCACAACUCUAACAACGGCCAGGCCCGUGCCAGGCAGCUUAUUAUGGGUCAACAACAGCCUGGUCAAUUGACACAACAGCAACAGCAACAAAAUGAGAAAACCAAAGCUAAUAAGGUCGUGCUUACUGUCAACGACCUCAGCAGUGCUGUUUCCGAGUACGGCCUGAAUGUUUCGAGACCGGACUUUUAUCGUUAG